AUGGCACACGGUCGUCCCGCCAAAAGAAGGCGGGUUACUCCUCCCAUCGACGACAGCAUCCCUUCCGAGACAGUCAAGGCUAGUGAUCUGUUGGCUCGAGCCGCAAAUUGGGACCUAGAGCAAGACUAUGAACAGAGGGCGAGGAGGAAACCGACCAAAGAAUCUACAAAACUGCCAACAAAAAAUGCCCAGGGUCACCUACAAACUUCUAAACAAGUCCAACCCCAAGUUGAAUCCGACGAAGAAUCGGAUAGCUUCCUAGGCUCCGGUUCAGACCUCGAGGAUGAUUCGGAUGUCGGUGAAGAGACACCACCUACCGAAGUCGACACUACCCCCCCGAUCCCCAUCAAACAGCAAGUCCUAUCUGCAAAGGAAGAAAUUGCUCGAGUUGCCAGCCUCCUGAACGAAGACCCCGAGGAACAUGCUGGCUCUUUCAAAAAGCUCGCACAAAUUGCAACACCGCACUCCCCUUUACCCGUUCGCAAACUUGUCCUUGCCGCUCAGGCUGCUGUCUAUAAGGACGCUAUUCCUGGCUACCGCAUACGAGCAUACAAAGACCAAGACUUGAACUCUCAGGUCUCUAAAGAGGUGCGCAGGACGAGACAGUUCGAGCAAGCCCUGGUGACGGGUUACCAAGCCUAUGUCAAACAACUCACAAACCUGGCCAAGUCGAAAAGCAUCCCCAACGAUGAUUCUUUGUCUCUGAGAAGUCUCGCUAUCAGCUGUGCCUGUACCCUGGUUCUCUCCGUACCUCAUUUCAAUUUCCGUACCGAAUUGCUGAACAUCCUCAUUCACCAACUGACUAGCCGGGCAUAUACCCCGGACUUUUCGAAAUGCAUUGAAACAAUGGAAAAGUUCUUUGCCCAGGACGACGAUGGCGCUCCAUCUCUCGAGGCAGUCAGCCUCCUCACCAAAAUGAUGAAAGCUAAGGACUAUCGUGUCCGGGAGGAAGUCCUCAACCUGUUCUUCCAUCUACGUCUACUGUCCGAACUCACCACGCCGAGUUCGACCACUAGGGCCGACAGGCCAACUGACGCCUCAAAGUUGCAUGGUCGCAAAGUCAAGAAGGAGAAAUGGGAACACCGCUCGAAGAAGGAGCGCAAGUUGGCCAAGGAGAGAAAGGCCGUGGAGAAAGAUAUGCAGGAAGCUAAUGCAAUCGUCAACUACGAAGAGCGGGAGAAGAUGCAGUCCGAGACACUCAAGAUGGUCUUUGUCACAUAUUUCCGCAUUUUGAAGGCCCGCAUCCCACAUCUGAUGGGUGCCGUCCUUGAAGGCUUGGCUCGAUAUGCGCAUCUCAUCAACCAAGAUUUCUUUGGGGAUAUUCUCGAAGCGCUCAAGGAUAUCAUCAAUCAGGCCGAUGCCGCUGUCAAGGGCGAAUUGGACCUCGACCUAGAGGGAGAAAUGGACCAAGAACUCGCUUCAACCAACGUGGACGGCGAGACCAUGCGCAAUCGCACCCGCGAGAGCCUCUUAUCCACCCAGACAGCCUUCACCUUACUAUCGGGCCAAGAAAUGACCAAAGCCGCCUCGACUCUUCAUCUCGACCUGUCCUUCUUCACCUCACAUACAUACCGCUCCCUAUAUCCACUUGGUCUCGACGCGGACAUUGAACUCGGCCCAAAGUCACUCCGCUUACCUGACCCUCACGCUGGCGCCCAAGCCCAAUCCGAAGCACAAGCAAAAGCGACACAAGCAAACAAGAUCAACAUCUCAACCCCGAUCCUUCUCCUCACUCGUGUCCUGACCUCGAUCCUACUCACACCGUCACAGCCACCUCCCAGCCUGACCGCUGCAGCCUUCUACAAGCGCCUCCUCUCUGUCUCAUUGCAACUGCCCGAGAAAUCGACCAUAGCCGUCUUAGAUCUGCUAGCCAAGAUUGCCGACAAGCACGGUCGCAAGAUCGAGGCUCUAUGGUACAGCGACGAGAGGAAAGGAGAUGGUGUAUUUCGUGGCGAGAGCGAUACCCUGGAAGGGACCAAUGUGCUGGCAACGGGUAGCGGCGUAUGGGAAGCCGAACUGCUCCGGAAGCAUUACUGUCCUCAGGUUCGAGAACAGAUCCAAAGCAUUGAUAAGACGAUUGCUAGUUUGAACAGGUAA
Molecule: messenger RNA, 2097 nt
Organism: Exophiala mesophila
Lineage: Eukaryota; Fungi; Ascomycota; Eurotiomycetes; Chaetothyriales; Herpotrichiellaceae
Exons: 1
Coding region: 1-2097 (698 amino acids)
Biological process (GO): DNA replication initiation
Cellular component (GO): nucleolus
Molecular function (GO): chromatin binding
Source: RefSeq, a predicted model, not a curated record